Molecule: messenger RNA, 1693 nt
Organism: Aspergillus candidus
Lineage: Eukaryota; Fungi; Ascomycota; Eurotiomycetes; Eurotiales; Aspergillaceae
Product: putative aromatic amino acid aminotransferase
Exons: 3
Coding region: 27-1655 (542 amino acids)
Biological process (GO): biosynthetic process
Molecular function (GO): transaminase activity; pyridoxal phosphate binding
Source: RefSeq, a predicted model, not a curated record
AGAACACGAUCGAAAUUGAUAUCAUCAUGCCUCUAUCACCCCCUAAAGACCUCUCCCAUCAUUUCUCCGUGACGGCCAAACGACGCGAACCCAGCAACAUCAAAGACCUGUACAAGUACUUCUUCAUUCCAGGCAUUGCCAACCUAGCCGGCGGUCUCCCAAACGCCUCCUACUUCCCCUACGACACCCUCGAAGCCAAAACCGCCCGUCCCCAGCGCCUCCCCACCACCACCACCUCCUCCUCCUCCACAACAACCACCCAACCCACCAACCGCAUCCUCAUCCCCAAAGAAAGAACCACCUCCGACCCCCAGCAUAGGAUUGACCUCGCAACCGCCCUCCAAUAUGGCACAGCAGAGGGUCUCCCACCAAUGGCCUCAUUCGUCCGCCGCUUCACCCGCGACCACCUCCACCCGCACGUCCCCUAUGCCGACGGGCCCGACACCAUCCUCACCUGCGGCUCCACCGACGGCUUCGCCAAGGCUAUCAACUUGUUUUCGGAGCCCUGGGUUCCUGGUCGGGACCCCGUCUCGCGCCGUCAGGGUGUCCUCUGCGAGGAGUUCGUCUACAUGAAUGCCAUCCAGGAGGUGAAGCCUCAUGGUCUUAAUGUUGUCCCUGUGGCGCUGGACGCGCAGGGAUUGAGACCCCAUGGGAAGGGUGGAUUGGCUGAUGUGUUGGCGAACUGGGAUGAGCGGAGGGGGAGGAGACCGCAUUUACUGUAUACCAUUACAAUCGGCCAAAACCCCACAGGAAGCACCCAGUCCAUUCCCCGCAGACAAGAGCUCUACGCCAUCUGCCAGAAAUACGACAUCAUCCUGAUCGAAGACGACCCCUACUGGAACCUGCAGUACGACACCAACUCCCACUCACCCCCCCACACAUCAUCCGGAUACCCCUUCCUAGACUCGCUCACCCCGUCAUAUCUCUCCCUCGACACAGAUGGCCGCGUCGUCCGCCUCGACACCUUCUCCAAGACGAUCGCCCCCGGCUGCCGCCUCGGAUGGAUCACAGCGCAGCCGGCCGUCGUCGAGCGUCUGACGCGCAUCACGGAGACAACGACGCAGCAGCCGUCGGGGUUCACGCAGGCGAUGGUCGCCGAGUUGAUAUUGGGGCAGCAGGCGGGUAGUACCAGCAGCAGCAGCGGCUGGCACAUGGACGGCUGGGUACGUUGGCUCGAGGGCCUCCGCGAAGGCUACCAGCGCCGAAUGCAAGACAUGUGCACGGCGUUAGAAGAAGGGCAACACAUACUGAGCGUCGACAUCAACGACAACGCCGUUACCGACACCGAGGAGGAUAACGAAUGGGAAUGCAUCGAGCGCACCCCCAUGUACGAAUUCUCGCGGCCCGCAGGCGGCAUGUUCGUGUGGCUCCGCGUGCGUCUGGAGAACCAUCCCUUGCAUGGCAAGUAUGCGGAGGCGAGGCUCACACGUGCGCUGUGGGUGAUGCUCACGCGCGAGCCGUAUCUGUGUCUGCUGGGUCCCGGGACGAUGUUUGCGCCGGAUGAGGCAGUGGUGGAGAAGGCGGCGUCGUUCUUUAGGUUGUGUUUUGCGGCUAUGCCGGCUGAGGAGGUGGAGGGUGUUACGAGGAGGGUGACGGAUGGGAUGAAAGCUUUUUGGCAGGUGAAGGAUUUAGAGGGGUUGGAAGAUGUCAAUUAAUGUUUUUCAUUGAUGUUUGUGAUUCGUGAGCAUUCUGU